This is a messenger RNA of Schizosaccharomyces japonicus yFS275, 459 nucleotides long. RefSeq names its product ARP2/3 actin-organizing complex subunit Arc5. Gene Ontology annotation, biological process: regulation of actin filament polymerization; actin cytoskeleton organization; Arp2/3 complex-mediated actin nucleation. Lineage: Eukaryota; Fungi; Ascomycota; Schizosaccharomycetes; Schizosaccharomycetales; Schizosaccharomycetaceae. Bases 1 to 459 code for a protein of 152 amino acids. The record is from RefSeq and is a predicted model, not a curated record. Gene Ontology annotation, cellular component: actin cytoskeleton; Arp2/3 protein complex; actin cortical patch. The transcript has 4 exons. Gene Ontology annotation, molecular function: actin filament binding.
AUGUCGUUUAGAAGUUUGAAUGUAGAUCAGUAUGAAUCCGACUUCCUCAGAGAAGAAGAUCUGUUUCCUCCUCGUGAAACCCCGGCCGACGAAGUCAACCAACAGGUAGCUGCUGUCGUUGACCAAGCCCGUUCCGCCAUUUCUGGUGGAAACGCUGCUGCCUCUCUUCCUGCAUUCCUUUCUGACCCUCCUUAUGGUUACGACGUAGAAGAAGCAAAGUCACAAUUCUUGGCUGCGUUCUUGGAUGUACUGAGCAACAUUCGUUUGUCAGACAUUCCCGACUUGCUGAAAAGCUUGUCGGUUGACCAACACACAUACUUAAUGAACUAUAUUUACAAGGGACUCGCUGAACCCGCCAAGUAUAAUUCUGCUGUCCUCUUGAACUGGCAUCAAAAGUUGGUUGAAAUUGCUGGCGUUGGCUGUAUUGUUCGUGUCCUGAACAGCAGACCCGAUCUUUAA